AUGCAGCAGGCAGGGUGGGUGCUGGCCUUUGAGAUCUUCAUCCCCCUGGUGCUCUUCUUUAUCCUCCUGGGUCUGCGGCAGAAGAAACCAACCAUCCCUGUGAAGGAAGUCUCUUUCUACACGGCGGCCCCGCUCACCUCGGCCGGGAUCCUGCCCGUCAUGCAGUCCCUGUGCCCCGACGGCCAGCGCGACGAGUUUGGCUUCCUGCAGUACUCCAACUCCACCGUGACGCAGCUCCUGGAGCACCUCAGUGAAGCGGUGGAGCAGAGCAGCCUCUUCGACCCGCAGCACCCGGGGCUGGAGGAGGAGCUGGAGUCACUGCGCCGGCGCCUGGAGGCACUCAGCAGCAGCGAGCCCAGCUCCAUGGAGACCCACUUCAGCAACUCAGCAGGAUCCGGCUUCACGCUGGCAUGGGCGGCCAAGGACCAGGGUGAGCUGCAGCGCUUCCUGACACAGAACCUGUCCCUCCCCAACAGCACAGCCGAGCUGCUCCUAAGCUCCAGUGUUGACCUGCGGGAGGUGUACCGCCUGUUUUUCGGUUCCUUCCCUUUGGUACCUGAUGAGACCCAUGAGCGAGACCUGUGGGAUGGGUUUGGCCCUGGCAAGAAGAUGGCGCAGCUGGAGACGAGCCUCCCCAGCGGCUGGCGGGGGCUGCGGGAAGGGCUGGUCCACAGAGCCCUUCAGGACCCCACAGCAGCCCUGCACCAGCCGGCACUGCUCCGCCUGCUCUCCCAGGCCCUGGGCCUCACCGGCACCGCUCUGGCACCCACCACCUCUGAGAGCCCCCAGGCCUUCAUCACUGAGAUGGAGGGUGUCCUCUUCACCGGGCCGGUGCUGGAGCAGCUGACAUGCGAGCAGAGCCCGGGGGAGCUGCACCGCCUCCUGCGUGUGGCCCCUGGGCAGCAGCCGCUGCUGCAGGCAUACUGGGUGCUGGCCUGCAAUGGCAGCCGCACUGCCCGCAGGGACCGCUUUGCCCAGCUGGCCACCGAGCUCCGGAACCAGCUGGAUACCCCCAAAAUCGUCAGCAGGCUGAAGCUGGAUGAGGUGAACAGUACGGCUGCCCAGCACCGCCUCCGCGCCCUCCUGGAGGACCUAGCGGAGAUGGAGAAGGUUCUCCGUGAUGUGGACAUCCUCUCAGCACUGGCCAAGCUGCUACCCAGGGGAGCCUGCACCAGCAAGGCCCCACCACCCACUGCCAACAGCACCAGCUGGGCCAGUGCCAAUGCCACGGCUGGCAAUGCCACGGCGGAGGAGGAGGGCGCUGAGGGGGGCCCGGCCGGUGGCGACAACCCCCAGGGGCAGUUCUCAGCAUUUGUGCAGCUCUGGGCCGGGCUGCAGCCCAUCCUCUGCGGCAACAACCGGACAAUUGAGCCCGAGGCGCUGAAGCAGGGCAACAUGAGCUCUCUGGGCUUCACCAGCAAGGAGCAGCGAAACCUGGGCCUCCUUGUGCAUCUGAUGACAAGCAACCCCAAAAUCCUGUACGCGCCUGUGGGCACCGAAGUGGACAAGGUCAUCCUGAAGGCCAACGAGACCUUCGCCUUUGUGGGCAACGUCACCCACUAUGCCAAGGCAUGGCUGAACAUCUCCCCCGAGAUCCGUGCCUACUUGGAGGAGGGCAGGCUGCAGAGGCGCAUCCGCUGGCUCCAGCAGUUCACCGCCGACCUCCACAAGCACCCAGAGAUCCUGAAUGUCUCUGACAGCGAUGUUCUCCACAACUUCCUCAAUGGCAACUUCUCCCUGCCCAACGCCAGCGUCCUGCUCCAGCAGCUGGACACCAUUGACAAUGCCGCCUGUGGCUGGGUCCACUUCAUGGCCAAGGUCAGCGUGGACAUCUUCAAAGGCUUCCCGGAUGAGGAGAGCAUCGUCAACUACACACUGAACCAGGCCUACCAGGACAACGUCACAGUCUUUGCCAGCGUCAUCUUCCAGACCAACAGGGACGGCUCACUGCCUCCCCACGUCAUGUACAAGAUCCGGCAGAACUCCAGCUUCACCGAGAAGACCAACGAGAUCCGGCGGGCGUACUGGCGGCCCGGCCCCAACACCGGCGGACGCUUCUACUUUCUCUACGGCUUCGUCUGGAUCCAGGACAUGAUGGAGCGUGCCCUCAUCAACACGUUUGUUGGCCACGAUGUGGUGGAGCCUGGCAACUAUGUGCAGAUGUUCCCUUACCCGUGUUAUACCCGGGACGACUUCCUCUUCGUCAUCGAGCACAUGAUGCCCCUGUGCAUGGUGAUCUCCUGGGUCUACUCGGUGGCCAUGAUGAUCCAGCACAUUGUGACGGAGAAGGAGCAUCGCCUGAAGGAGGUGAUGAAGAUGAUGGGCUUGAACAACGCAGUGCAUUGGGUGGCUUGGUUCAUCACCGGCUUCGUCCAGCUCUCCAUCUCAGUCACGGCGCUCACCGCCAUCCUGAAGUAUGGCAAGGUCCUGAUGCACAGCGAUGUCCUCAUCAUCUGGCUCUUUCUCGCCAUCUACGCAGUGGCCACCAUCAUGUUCUGCUUUCUGGUGUCGGUGCUCUACUCCAAGGCCAAGCUGGCCUCUGCCUGUGGUGGCAUCAUCUAUUUCCUCAGCUACGUGCCCUACAUGUACGUGGCCAUCCGGGAGGAGGUGGCUCAUGACAAGAUCACAGCCUUUGAGAAGUGCAUCGCGUCCCUGAUGUCCACCACGGCCUUCGGGCUGGGCUCCAAGUACUUUGCACUGUACGAGGUGGCUGGCGUGGGCAUCCAGUGGCACACCUUCAGCCAGUCGCCUGUGGAAGGAGACGACUUCAACCUCCUGCUGUCCAUGAUGAUGUUGAUCGUGGAUGCCGUGGUGUACGGGGUGCUCACGUGGUACAUUGAGGCUGUUCACCCGGGCAUGUUCGGCUUGCCACGGCCCUGGUACUUCCCCUUCCAGAAGUCUUACUGGCUGGGCAACGGGCGAGUGGAGACCUGGGAGUGGACCUGGCCCUGGUCCCGCACCACCCGCCUCAGCAUCAUGGAGGAGGAUCAGGCCUGUGCCAUGGAGAGCCGGAGGCUGGCAGAGGAGACACGGGGCAUUGAGGAGGAGCCGACCCACCUCCCCUUGGUCGUCUGCAUUGACAAGCUCACCAAGGUCUACAAGACAGACAAGAAGCUGGCACUGAACAAGCUGAGCCUCAACCUCUAUGAAAACCAGGUGGUGUCCUUCCUGGGGCACAAUGGUGCAGGCAAAACCACCACCAUGUCCAUCCUCACCGGCUUGUUCCCCCCGACCUCGGGCUCCGCUACCAUCUACGGCCAUGAUAUUCGGACAGAGAUGGACGAGAUCCGGAAGAACCUGGGCAUGUGUCCCCAGCACAACGUGCUCUUUGACAGGCUGACAGUGGAGGAGCACCUCUGGUUCUACUCGCAGCUCAAGAGCAUGGCAGAGGAGGAGAUCCGCAAGGAGAUGGACAAGAUGAUUGAAGACCUGGAGCUCUCCAACAAACGCCACUCCCUGGUGCAGACCCUUUCAGGGGGCAUGAAGAGGAAGCUGUCAGUGGCCAUUGCAUUCGUGGGUGGGUCACGGGCCGUGAUCUUGGAUGAGCCCACGGCUGGCGUGGACCCGUAUGCACGUAGGGCCAUCUGGGACCUGAUCCUUAAGUACAAGCCAGGGAGGACCAUCCUGCUCUCCACGCACCACAUGGAUGAAGCCGACCUACUGGGUGACCGCAUCGCCAUCAUCUCCCAUGGCAAGCUCAAGUGCUGUGGCUCUCCACUCUUCCUCAAGAGCACCUACGGCGAUGGCUACAAGCUGACGGUGGUGAAGAAGCAGUCGGAUACCAGGAACGGCACAGAGCCAGGCCAGCCACACAGCCCCCCUGCCCACUCCUCCGUCAGCCCCUGCUCUGAGCCUCGCGUCUCACAGUUCAUCAAGAAAUACGUGGCCUCCUGCCUCCUCAUCUCUGACACCAACACUGAGCUCUCCUACAUCCUGCCCAGCGAGGCCGUCAAGAAGGGCUGCUUCGAGAGGCUCUUCCAGCACUUGGAGCAGAGCCUGGAAGAGCUGGACCUCACCAGUUUCGGGCUAAUGGACACCACACUGGAGGAGGUUUUCCUGAAGGUGUCCGAGGAGGACCAGUCUCUGGAGAACAGCGACGUGGACAUGAAGGAGUCCAAGAAGGAUGCCCUGCGGCCACCCGCCCCUGAGGUGGGCCCAAAGCCCGAGGCCAACGGGGAGCCCCUGGCAGAAGCAGCUGUGCCUGAGAAGCCCGAGGUGGAGCUCAGCAACCUGGUGACCUGCUCCAAGCUGGCGCAGUCGCAGGCAUCCCUGCGCUCGGCCUCCUCGGUGGGCUCCGUGCGGGGUGAUGAAGGUGGGGCUUAUUCCGAAUUCUUUGGGGAUUACGCGCCCCUGUUCGAUAACCGGCAGGACCCUGAUAACAUCAGUCUGCAAGAGCAAGAGGCGGAAGCGGAGGACCACGAUCUGGCUGGGCAGGGGAGCUUCAAGCUGGAGGGCUCGUGGCUGAAGCUGAGGCAGUUCCACGGGCUGAUUGUCAAGCGCUUCCACUGCGCCAAGCGCAACACCAAGGCCCUCUUCUCGCAGAUCCUUCUGCCUGCCUUCUUCGUCUGCGUGGCCAUGACAGUGGCACUCUCUGUGCCUGAAAUAGGUGACCUGCCGCCCCUCAUCCUCUCACCGUCGCAAUACCACAACUACACCCAGCCCAAGGGCAACUUCAUUCCUUAUGCCAAUGAGGAGCGGCGUGAGUACCGCAUCAGGCUGUCUCCCGACGCGAGCCCCCAGCAGCUGGUGAACACCUUCCACCUGCCCUCUGGCGUGGGGGCCACCUGCGUGCUCAAGACAGCCUUCAACAACACGCUGGACCAGCCCAUGCAGACCCUCAACCUCAACAGCAACGAGUCCAAGAUGCUGGCAGCCAAGUACUUUGAUGCCAUGUGCAUUGACUCCUUCACCCAGGGCCUGCCGCUCUCCAACUUCGUGCCACCACCUCCAUCCCCGGCCCCCUCUGACUACCCUGUCUCAGUGGAUGAGGACCUGCUCCACGCCUGGAACUCCACGACCUUCUCCUCCACUGUCAAAGAGACCAUGACCUCAGCCCCUGCCCUGCCCCGCAUCGUCCAUGAGCCCAUCAAGUGCACAUGCUCCAUGCAGGGGACUGGCUUCUCCUGCCCCAGCGGUGUGGGGGGCCACCCCCCACAGAUGAAGGUGGUGACGGGGGACAUCCUGGCAGACAUCACAGGGCGCAAUGUCUCCGAGUAUCUGCUCUACACCUCAGACCGCUUCCGGCUGCACAGGUAUGGGGCACUCACCUUCGGCAACGUCCAGAAAUCCAUCCCAGCCUCUUUUGGGGUCAGGGCUCCUGCCAUGGUGCGCAAGAUCGCUGUCCGGAGAACGGCACAGGUCUUCUACAACAACAAGGGCUACCACAGCAUGCCUACCUACCUCAACGCUCUCAACAACGCCAUCCUGCGAGCCAACUUGCCUAAGAGCAAAGGCAACCCUGCUGCCUAUGGCAUCACGGUCACCAACCACCCCAUGAACAAGACGAGUGCCAGCCUGUCCCUGGAUUACCUCCUGCAAGGUACAGACGUGGUAAUUGCCAUUUUCAUCAUCGUGGCCAUGUCCUUCGUGCCUGCCAGCUUUGUGGUGUUCCUCGUGGCUGAAAAGGCCACCAAGGCCAAACACCUGCAGUUCGUGAGUGGCUGUGACCCUGUCAUCUACUGGUUGGCCAACUAUGUGUGGGACAUGCUGAAUUACCUGGUGCCAGCCACAUGCUGCAUCAUCAUCCUGUUCGUGUUCGACCUCCCAGCAUACACCUCUCCCACCAACUUCCCCGCUGUCCUCUCCCUCUUCUUGCUCUACGGCUGGUCCAUCACCCCCAUCAUGUACCCCGCCUCCUUCUGGUUCGAGGUGCCCAGCUCUGCCUACGUCUUUCUCAUCGUCAUCAAUCUCUUCAUUGGCAUCACGGCCACUGUUGCCACGUUCCUGCUGCAGCUCUUUGAGCAUGACAAGGAUCUGAAGGUGGUGAACAGCUACCUGAAGAGCUGCUUCCUUGUGUUCCCUAACUACAACCUGGGCCAUGGCUUGAUGGAGAUGGCCUACAACGAGUACAUCAAUGAAUAUUAUGCCAAGAUCGGGCAGUUUGACAAAAUGAAAUCACCCUUCGAAUGGGACAUCGUGACGCGGGGGCUUGUUGCCAUGACAAUCGAAGGUUUCGUCGGCUUCUUCAUCACCAUUAUGUGCCAGUACAACUUCUUCCGGAAGCCCCAGCGGCUGCCCGUCUCCACCAAGCCUAUCGAGGAUGACAUCGAUGUGGCCAACGAGCGGCACCGUGUCCUGCGCGGCGAUGCUGACAAUGACAUGCUGAAGAUUGAAAAUCUCACCAAGGUGUACAAGUCCCGCAAGAUUGGACGCAUCCUGGCUGUGGACCGGCUGUGUGUGGGUGUGCGGCCCGGGGAGUGCUUCGGGCUGCUGGGUGUCAAUGGCGCGGGCAAGACCACCACCUUCAAGAUGCUGACGGGGGACGAGAGCACCACGGGUGGAGAGGCCUUCGUUAACGGGCACAGCAUCCUGAAGGAGCUCCUGCAGGUCCAGCAGAGCUUGGGCUACUGCCCCCAGUUCGACGCGCUCUUUGAUGAGCUGACAGCCCAGGAGCACCUGGAGCUCUACACCCGCCUGCGCGGCAUCCCCUGGAAGGAUGAGGAGCGGGUGGUCAAGUGGGCGCUGAAGAAGCUGGAGCUGACCAAGUAUGCCGACAAGCCUGCCAGCACCUACAGCGGAGGCAACAAGAGGAAGCUGUCCACAGCCAUCGCGCUGAUUGGAUACCCGGCCUUCAUCUUCCUGGAUGAGCCCACCACAGGGAUGGACCCCAAGGCACGGCGCUUCCUCUGGAACCUCAUCCUGGACGUCAUCAAAACGGGUCGCUCUGUGGUGCUGACAUCUCACAGCAUGGAGGAGUGCGAGGCGCUCUGCACCCGCCUGGCCAUCAUGGUGAAUGGGCGGCUCAAGUGUCUCGGCAGCAUCCAGCACCUGAAGAACCGGUUUGGAGAUGGCUACAUGAUCACGGUGCGCACCAAGUCCAGCCUCAACAUCAAGGAGGUGGUGAGGUUCUUCAACCGCAACUUCCCCGAGGCCAUCCUCAAGGAGCGGCACCACACCAAGGCCCAGUACCAGCUGAAGUCGGACCAGAUCUCGCUGGCACAGGUCUUCAGCAAGAUGGAGCAGGUGGUGGAUGUGCUGGGCAUUGAAGACUACUCCGUCAGCCAGACCACCCUGGACAAUGUAUUUGUGAAUUUUGCCAAGAAGCAAAGUGACAACUUGGAGCAGCAAGAAACGAGCCCCACCUGUGCCCUGCAGUCCCCCUUGGAGCGUGUGCUGAGCCUGCUGCGCCCCCGGGCUGCCCCCACAGAGCUGCGGGCCCUUGUGGUGGAGGAGCAGGAGGACCUGGAGACUGACGACGAAGGCCUCAUUAGCUUCGAGGAGGAGAGGGCUCAGCUCUCGUUCAACACCGACACACUGUGCUGAGACCCUGGGGGCAGCCACGUCCCCUGGCUGUGGAGCCACCGAACCCUUUUGGCCUCUUCCUCCCUUUGCCCCGUUGAGCAGAGCUGCAGCGGCCGGAGGCACAUGCCAGGGAGGACACAGCGGGUACGGCACCGGCCUGGAAGGACCCUGUGAGCCACUGCCUGCUGGAUGGCCCUUGUCCCCUCAGCUCUGGGGCAGUGUCCCUGCGUGGUGCUGGGGGCCACCGUCCUCGGCCAGCUCACCCAGCCAGAGUGUGCCAACACAGAGACUGCGAAGGGAAUGAUGCAGCUGGGCACCAGUGCUGCCGGGCCCACGCUCUCUGUGGCGGGGAUGAGGCCUGUGAGCGGUGCCUUUGGUUGGACACCCACGUUUCACCCCCUCUGGGGACACCUGGCUGCAGGGACGCUCCCCACUCCCCCAGCACUGGCCUCACCCCAGUCCCUGGCCUGGCAGGGCCGGAGGAAGGACAGCUGCUUUCGCCUUGUUUCCAUCACCCCUUGCUUGGCGCUCACCCUUGGCACUGUGGGGGGCUUGGGGUCUGGUGCCGCAGGGACAG
Molecule: messenger RNA, 8038 nt
Organism: Egretta garzetta (little egret)
Lineage: Eukaryota; Metazoa; Chordata; Aves; Pelecaniformes; Ardeidae
Gene: ABCA2
Product: ATP binding cassette subfamily A member 2
Exons: 50
Coding region: 1-7482 (2493 amino acids)
Biological process (GO): lipid transport; transmembrane transport
Cellular component (GO): membrane; intracellular membrane-bounded organelle
Molecular function (GO): ABC-type transporter activity; lipid carrier activity; ATP binding
Source: RefSeq, a predicted model, not a curated record